AUGCUCGCUACCGCUGAUUGUACAAAUCAUUAUAUGGAACAAAUUGUAUAUGAGAGUAGUUGGUCCGAUAAUACUUCCAAUGGGAUAUCAUGGUUCAAUUUAUUGACAACGGAACCAAUUCCUGAAGAAACAGAUAUAACUGAUAUUUCUCAUACACCUGUACGAAACAAUAGUGGAAGAAGUUGUUCCACAUCAUCGAUUGAAAGUUGUUAUGUUGUUCUGGAAAUUCAACGACCACGUUCAGAUACAGAACUAUCAAAGAACAUCGAAAGACAACAAGAAGACGACGCGGAAGAAGAAGAAGAGAUGGAAGAAGAAAUGGAAGAACUACAUUUUGCUCAAGCUAAAAUUGAUGAUCACUCGAUCGAUUGUGAACAACUGACGGUUUCAUUGACACUCGAGUUUCCACAGAAAGAACAUCUUAUCGAACAUAUUCAAGAACAAAUUUACGAAGUAGAAGAGCAUGCUGAAAUAAUUCAACCGCCCAUCCAAGAAUUCUCUAAGCAGCUGUUUUUUAAUAAAGCAAAAUCGUUAAAUGGAUCUACCAAAUGUAUGAAAGCGAUGACACAUGUAGCCAAACGAGAACAAUCUUGUUCAAUAUUAACUGAUGAUGAACAAUCGAACACAACAGCAACGCUUGAGCCGAUCCAAAAAAUCAUCGAAACUUCUAUUCAAAAACAACAACAACAACCAAAAAGUCCUGUACGCCAUUCGAAUACAAGUCUCGAUUCGAUUGAAAGUAAACUUUCGCCUCCCGUACCAACUCAAAUACGAACGACAACUACUUUCUCAACAUUGUCAACUCAACGUACAUCCAAUCCGUCUCAAAUACAACGACCUGGUCUUAAAAUGGGUACGACAACACUAACACGUACCUUUGCAUUCGAUCGAGCAUGCAUGGAGAAGUACGGUCGAAAUCCAGAAACAAAACCCGAACCCGAACCCGUCCCAGUUCCCAUAGUUCCUGUUGUUGAAACUCCUGUUAAAAAAGACAUCGGCUUACCUCCUCGACAACACAAACCGACUGAGCCACCUUUAACUUCCCAUAAUGGAUCUAAUUUGUACUUUCGCAACACUGGUACUCCGAAGCAAUCACGUAUCGACGAUGAAGUAAUGACUAUGCAUGAUUCAAUCUACGAGUAUCAGCAAUCGCUACCUCCGAUGAGGUUCGACUCGCAAAGUCUCUCAAAGACGUCAUCAGUUCUAUGUUUAAUGAAGAAAUGUGCUCGAACAGUCGCAUCUGAAUACCGACUAACCACUAAUCAUGAUAAAACAUUUACUGAACCAAAAUUACUUCAAGUGACAUAUCUUGACGGACGACUUCCACUGAGAACUGACCCAAUGGCAGAAUUAACUCAAAAAUCUCAAACAUUAUCGAGUUCCGUAGCUUCUCGUCUGAAUAAGCUUGGAUUGUCGAAAAUGUCAUCAACGCAAGAUAUAUCUGGUUCAGUGUCGUUGAAUGGUUCCUAUCGAAAACGUGUUUUAAAUCGUUUUCGAAAUUUGAUAGAAACUCAUCCCAACGACUCAUCAUCGCAAGCCAGACCAUGGCAACAUAAGACAAUUAUUGAACUAUUCAAUGAUAGAAAACAGAAACAAUGA
This is a messenger RNA of Adineta ricciae, 1599 nucleotides long. The record is from the annotation of a GenBank genome assembly. Lineage: Eukaryota; Metazoa; Rotifera; Eurotatoria; Adinetida; Adinetidae.